This is a messenger RNA of Nymphalis io (European peacock), 1265 nucleotides long. RefSeq names its product epoxide hydrolase 3-like. Bases 52 to 1077 code for a protein of 341 amino acids. NCBI's taxonomy places the organism in Eukaryota, Metazoa, Arthropoda, Insecta, Lepidoptera, Nymphalidae. The transcript is spliced from 6 exons. Gene Ontology annotation, molecular function: hydrolase activity. The record is from RefSeq and is a predicted model, not a curated record.
CAGUUAGGAGCACAACUCCGCAAUCGCUGGUCGUUUAUUCUGUUGUCGAAGAUGAGUCUUGAGAUAAUAUGUUAUCGCUUCGUAAUAGCAAAUGCACUAACUUUAUUAUAUACAGCGAAAGCACUUGUCGGUAUUUUUAUUAAUAUAAUAUUAAAUCCGUUUAAAAAUCCAUGGGCGAUGAAGUUAAAGUUGGAACCACCUGCCAAUCUCACGGAUCCAAAAUAUGGUGUGCACAAGUACAUUAAAGUCAAUGAUAUAAAAUUGCAUUAUGUAGAAAGCGGCGAUACUUCCAAGCCGUUGAUGCUGUUCUUACACGGUUUUCCUGAGUUCUGGUAUUCAUGGCGGCAUCAAAUAGUGCAUUUUAAUAAAGAUUAUCGAGUUGUUGCGGUGGAUAUGAGAGGUUAUGGGGAUUCUGAGAAACCUGAAGGCGUUUCUUCAUACAAAAUGGAAUAUAUUGUUGAUGACAUCAAAGAACUUAUCCGUGCAUUGGGUCAUGAAAAAUGUAUCCUUGUAUCGCAUGACUGGGGCGGGGUGAUUGCUUGUAAGCUCCGUGAAACUUAUCCUGAAGUGUUAUAUGCUCUUAUUGUGUUGUCGAGUUCAUCUAAAGAAAUCUGGCAUCGUCAAAUAUGGUCAACGAACGAACAGAGAAAGAAAUCAGGAUACGUAUUUAUGUUUCGAGCACCAAAGGUACCAGAGUUAUUGUUGCAGAUGAAUAAUUUACAAUCUUUAGAUAGUUUUAUGCUUGUCAAAGGCAAAGAUACUAUAACUAAAGAAGAUAUGGAAUGCUACAAAUAUUGGUUCGGAAAACAAACGGGUUUCACUCCACCUCUUAAUUAUUAUCGGGCGAAUUUUUCUUACUCCUGGGAAGAAAAGUUGUAUGGAGAAAAUAUUCCAUUUUUAUUAGCUAUCGGAGAGAAUGAGAAGUACAUAAGUCAUUCCUGUCAAGAUUUAAUGAAGACGAGGUAUGCGACGAUAGAAACGGCAACUGUCGAAAAUAGUGGGCAUUUCAUGCAGCAAGAGGAACCCGAAAAAGUUAAUAAGCUUGUUCGAGAUUUCUUAGCAAAGCAUAAUCUAUGAUUUAAUGUCAUUUAUUAUUCUAUGAAAGGUUUUUGAACUUUAAGUUAAUUAAAAGUGUGAUCGGUAUUUUAUUUUUACUAAAUAUUUUUACCCGUAUUAAAAACUUCUUUGGGAAUGUAACUUUGUAUUAAUUGUGGUUUUUUUAAUUAAUAUUGUUAGUUUUAAAUAAAGUUUUUUUUUAUUGUGGU